Molecule: messenger RNA, 813 nt
Organism: Besnoitia besnoiti
Lineage: Eukaryota; Apicomplexa; Conoidasida; Eucoccidiorida; Sarcocystidae
Exons: 1
Coding region: 1-813 (270 amino acids)
Source: RefSeq, a predicted model, not a curated record
AUGGCGCGAGCCUUCUGGUGGCUGUUCGCUACUUCUGUUUUGUCAGUUGCACAGACGCGGGGCAGUCACUCCGGUGGGGGUACCCUGUUUCUUGAGGGCGCCGAUCAUCUGGCUUUCCAUAUUCCGGAGAUCACCCUUUAUCCCUCGCGUCUGAUACUCGAGCUGAUUCAUCUGAAAGCUCUAGGCAUGCUAAACCUGGUCCCCGUUCCACCACAAAUCGUCGACUGCAAGAUUGGCGUUGUAGACCGAAACGCGUGUGAGAAGGUGUUGGUAGUCGAUAUCGGAGGGAACAAGCUGACGUACCAGGACUUCGAGAGUAUCUUUGCAAUGCUGCCAAACUAUCGCUCCUCUUCCGAUGGACCGCAGCACCUUUCGCCUCACGACUUUUACUCGACGUUUGAACCCACGACUACGCAGGACCUAGGACUAUUCACCUUAUACAACUACUAUCUUAUGCAGGAUAUUUUCUUUGGCCCUAUCUGGAAGGCUUUUUCGAGCGGUGCUGACGCUGCCAAGCAACCCACUCCUAAGAAUCAAACGAUUGCGUCACACGGCGACUCGAUAUCAGGAAGCGAAGCCUUAGAUUCUUCGCCUCCCGCUAGCUACCCUAGCGCUGACAACUCCACUGCUUCAGGCAGCGCGGCGCAAGCUUUUCCUAGUCUUACAACAGUGUUGAGCGCUGUACGCGACGCUCGCCUCGUAGAACCUCUGUCUGAGGCACAUUUCGCGCCCGAACAUCUGCGCUUAGUGUCAGCAGCACAACGGCUGCUCGAUUGUUAUCUCCAUGGGACGCCUAUCGUAGUUCCAAAGUAG